Colletotrichum lupini is the source of this 2238-nucleotide messenger RNA. RefSeq lists its product as uncharacterized. The record is from RefSeq and is a predicted model, not a curated record. The transcript has 13 exons. Lineage: Eukaryota; Fungi; Ascomycota; Sordariomycetes; Glomerellales; Glomerellaceae. Bases 1 to 2238 code for a protein of 745 amino acids.
AUGGAGGUUUCCAAGCAGAUCUCCAUGGGCCCCGAAGCAUGUGUGCUGACCCUUGAUGCAGUAUCCAGCGCGAUGGUCGUCGAUGAUAGAGGUCAGACACGUCGAACAAGUUGGCGCUACAAAACUCCGAGAGCGAAAUGCGCAGCUAAGCACGCGCGGCAGGCCAACAGACAGUGGAGAGAAACAAGGGGAAGCAAACAACAAGAAAUGUUGCAGCGCAGCCAGCAGCGCCUGCCCGAGUUUGUGCUGCUGCACGUUGCGUUGUCUGCGGCCGGCGUAAAAAGGCGGCAAUACCAGGACCAGGGAUGGGUCUGGUUGGUCACUGCCCACCUGGCCAAGGACAGCCACAUUGGCCAGUCAAAACAUCUGAAAUCCGCGCUUGUCAGGAGUGUGGGGCCUGGCAAUCGGUUUCGAGUCAUCCGGCAAAAUGUAGAGAGAGAAGAGGGAAAGAGCAGUCCAGGUUUGAAGGGUCUCUCUCUCCGAAUAUGCACCUCUCGUUUCGAUCUCGAACUCCAACCACGGCCAUCCCACCACAUCGCCAUCACUGCCAGCUGCAACAAACAUUAUUUGCAUUCAAGUAUCGCACUCUACAAUUGGCUUCCCAUCCUCGCUCCAUCUUAUCAGACCUCCUCUAUCCAAACGCAUUCUGUCCGGUCAUUUCACCGGGUUUUCCACCACGGACUUCCCGCCAUGCUUCCGCCAGUCUUCCGCGACUUCUCCGCUAGCCUCCCGCCAGUCAAACAAGCAUAUCUGAACCAUUAUUAUUCAUCUCCAUCUCGCAUCAGGCCCGCACAUCUAAAAGUCCUUUUGCGACAAAGGAUCGAGGACCCGUAUUAUUCGUACGGAUAUCCCGCCCACCCACUGUCUUACAGCCUGGCAGGGACCUCAUAUGCUAAAUUGCUCUUACCCUCCGACCGCAACUCAGCUGAGGUUUUCGGCACAGCAGCAAUUCGAAUCCUGGAGACACCAAAAAGUCGUCAAUUCAAUCAGCAUUCCACCGCCGGCUUCGUCCGCCGCAACGGAGAUUUCAAUCUCACGGCCCUGUUUCCCCUCCGACCUGUUUCCUCCAACGGGCCUCCUAUCACUCUCCUACGGACGUCUCCCACUCGUCUUAUCCUCCGGCUGAUCAAGCAACCGGUGCAACCCUGGACAUUUCCGUUUCGCCAAGCCCGUCUUCAGAAUGAGUCACUUCUAGACUGCAAAUCAUGGCAACUGAACCAAAAAGCAAAAACUCGAGGGCCUAGCAGACACACUAAUGACAGGUCGAAUUAUCUUCUACAACGGAUACAGGCCAUUGAGGUGUCAGCAAGAAUUGUUGCGAGUAAUUCAAGCCCAGCAAGUCACUGUUCCACGACAAAUGCACCCUCGCGCCUCACCCUUCACACACCUGGUGGGCGUUCCCCCGUCCUACCUGACGGUGGCACGGUGCAGCUGCCGUUCGAGUCUCGGCGGCAAUCGGCCGAAGCCUCGGACAAGCAGCACUACGGAUACAGAACAUAUCGCUACCCUGGCGACCUGGCCUGGCACCUGGCCCCCGACUUUCCAAGGCUGAUGAGAAAUGCACAGCUCAACCCCAGACACCUCACGUCAGCCUGGUCGAGGACCUUCGCCCUGAUCGGCUCGGCCUCAAGUGCCGCGACACGAAACAUGAACGCGAAAGCCAACUCAACCACCCAAUACUCGGUGCAGCAUGCAGCACGUACGCCUGGCUCUAAGCUUAUGCAGCGCUGCUUCAUCCUCACUUCAUCCUCUUCGUCUUCUUUGCUACUCUCCCCCACACCCCCGAACGAACGAUGUCAAUUCGCUCGCCAGCGGCAGCAUCCGAUCGACAGCGUGGCGUUUCUACCCGACUUCAGACUGGCUCCCAGCGAGAGAAAUGAUCGCUUGAACUCGUCACAGACCGCCCUAUGGAGUUUCCUCCAAUGGGCCUCUUUACUCUUGUCUUUCCACUACCUAUUCUGCUCUCAAAGUGGCCAGCGCCUGCAUUACACUACACUGAUUUUCCAGAAACCUCGGAGACAUGUCAUCCCUGUCGUCGAGGCACAAAUGGUAAGCUUGCGGCUGAUUCUCGGAUCUCAACCGCUGAACGAGACGGAUAUCCGUAUAGGAGUUUUGGUCAACCGCUCGGUCGGAGCCGACUCGGUCAGCCGAAAGAGGCAACAUGCGGGGACGAUCUACGUCGACGACCCCUCCACCCAAAACGUUGUCGUAAAUCGGCCAAAAAGUCUAAUAUCGUGA